Messenger RNA from Spodoptera exigua (beet armyworm), 1965 nucleotides. The record is from the annotation of a GenBank genome assembly. Lineage: Eukaryota; Metazoa; Arthropoda; Insecta; Lepidoptera; Noctuidae.
AUUUUAGCUGUCAAAAUCAUAAGCAAUGUUGUUUCUAUUGAGCUAGGACUCGUAUCGUUUAUUAUUAAUUAUUAUUGCAAAAAGUGUGAAUUUUAUUGUAUUAUAAUCGAUUAAAUUUGCGUAGUUACAGUGUAGCUUACAUUUUUAGGUUCGUUGUCUGAAAAAGGCAUAAAAAUGGAUGACAAUAACGUGGAACAAACGCCUGCUUCUCAAAGGCUCACUAAUGAAGAUUUUAGGAAGUUGCUGAUGACCCCGAGGGCUACGCCUGGAGGCUCUGGGGGAUCCCACCCUGCGGGCUCAGUGCGCGAAGCCAUGGCAAAUUCUGGCUCAAUGCCACCACCUGCGGAGAACAAAGGAGAAUUACGUAGAAAAAAGAAGUCUUACUAUGCAGCUUUAAAGAAACAAGAAGACAAUAAGUUAGCGGAAUUGGCGGAGAAGUAUAGAGACAGAGCAAGGGAGAGAAGAGAUGGAGUUAAUGAAUUGGGACCCAUGGAUCCUACCAGUAACACUAGCAGCGCAUACAGAGCGGUUGCCCCAGACUUGAAAUCAGGAAUGGACGCCAAAGAGAGAAGGAGGCAGUUAAUCCAGGAAUCCAAAUAUCUCGGUGGUGACAUGGAGCACACGCAUUUGGUGAAAGGUCUCGACUACGCACUCCUUCAGAAGGUGAGGUCCGAGAUUCAAACCCGGGAGCAAGAACAGGAGGCCGAGAUGGAACGGCUGGUCACUACACCUGUGGAGCCAGUUAAGGAGAAGAAGGAAGUUCCUGUCGAGGAAGAGAUGCAAUUUGAGACGGCAAUGGGAAAAAACAUCUUCAACAUGAUACAGGAACAAAAGAACAAGAAAGUGGUUCGCAACGAAAUGUUUGCACCCGGCCGUAUGGCUUACGUGGUGGAAUUGGAGGAUGAGGGGGGAGCGGACAGUGACAUCCCCACCACUUUGACGAGGAGUAAGGCGGAUGUCCCCGCCCCGGACACCAGGAGCUCCGCCGCGGCAGCCAAUGACGUCGUGUUGGAUAAACUUGCCCAAAUCUUCUCGUACCUAAGACAUGGAAGGCAUCGGAAACUUAAAAAAACCAAAGGGGAUAAGCCAUCGGAAAAGGGUCGUGCAGAUGAUUCCAUUUAUGGAGAGAUCGGCGAGUAUAAUCCUGGGGAACGACAGGAGCGGCGCGACGACAGGGCCCGUACCGGCGCCGGCGGGUACUUCGACAAGCCAGCCGAUGCUGAUGACAAGAUGAUGGAUGUAUCGGAUCCGGUCCGCGGUCGAGUGCCCGAGGUGUCGCGCCGGUCGGCGGCGCUCCUGUCGCGGCUGGCGGCGGAGCCCCAGGGCUACGCCGAGUGCUACCCCGGCCUCAGAGAGAUGGACGACGCCAUCGAUGAUUCAGAUGAUGAAGUGGAUUACACAAAAAUGGAUGCCGGCAAUAAGAAGGGACCGAUUGGUCGUUGGGACUUUGAUACCCAGGAAGAGUAUUCAGCGUACAUGAGUAGCAAGGAGGCGCUUCCGAAGGCCGCCUUCCAGUACGGAGUGAAGACACAGGACGGACGGAAGACGAGAAAGACAAAAGACAAGAGCGAAAAAGCCGAACUCGACAGGGAAUGGCAACAGAUUCAGAAUAUAAUUCAGAAACGCAAGGCGCCUCAAGCUGUUGAUGAACCUUCAUACAAGUCAGCCAAAUACUAACCUUCCAGAAAGCCCAUAGGAGACAUGAAAAAGUAAAAAAAUACUUGAAAAUAAUGGUUAAAGAGACCCGACUAUGGGCGAACCAGGGUUGAUAAGAUUAUGAAGAUGGAGAAAGUCAGCUUAGGAUGUUGUUAUUGACAUCCCUACACUGCCGUUGAGGAAUUUUAGGCAGUCACUUUAACAGAUUGAGAACAUCUAACUAACGAUAAAUUAAAUUAAAAACGAUAUUUCAAACAACUGUCUUGAGACAUACUAGAUUUAUUGAAAAUAACGAACGACUGUUUUUUU